This is a messenger RNA of Stylophora pistillata, 2738 nucleotides long. RefSeq lists its product as uncharacterized. The record is from RefSeq and is a predicted model, not a curated record. NCBI's taxonomy places the organism in Eukaryota, Metazoa, Cnidaria, Anthozoa, Scleractinia, Pocilloporidae.
CCCUUUACCAUAUCAACGCCAAAAAUUAGGACAAAUCUGGCCUAUAUUUUCGCUGGCUUGUAGAAUUGUUGCGUUACAUUCGGUUGACGUCAAAUGUGGAACAAUAAGAGAUUAUAGAUUUAGCCAAUCACUGGCCAAGUUUCAAGGCAAUCGGCCAUAUAUAGAGCGAAUGCCACGCAGUGUAAUUCGAACUUGGUGAUGUGAGCAUAGUGAGAGCAAUGGCGUCAAAUGCCAAGAGACUACGCUUGGAAGAUUUCGACUCGGAACACUCGGAUUCUUCCGUUGAAGAAGUGAACGAAACCACUGGAGGCUUGGAUAGUGGUGAAGAAAGCGAUUUGGAUCGCCUUCUGGCCAAUGAAUCAGAUAUUUCAAGCGAUAGUGAAUUCCCUUUCACUCUCCACUGGUCAGAGAGUGAAAUGGAAGUGGAGGAUGAAGGGGUGGCUGAUCCUUCAGUUCCCCUACCAGAUGUCCCUCCUCCAGGACCAGCAAACACCAAUGCAGCCUCAUGUUCCUCUAAUGCUUCAUCAUUCUAUGGUGGAGCAGCCAGACCGCAUCCACCUUCCCAUCGUGGUGCCCCAACUCUUUCCUCUCCGCGUCGUGGUCGUGGGGUGGGUCGUAGUCGUGGUCGUGGUCGUGGGGUUGGUCGUGCUCGUGUGCGAGGAGGACGGGCAAGAGGAGAUGGUGCACGUGGAAGGGCAAGUGGUCGUGGUCAAGUGGCACGUGGGCCUGCAGUGCAACUGCACGAGGGAUAUGCUGAUGAUGAUCUUGGAAAUCAGCCGCUGCCAUUUCGUCCAGCCCAUCCCGUCGGCGUUCACCUUGGCCAGCGAUUAGUGCGUGGUGCCUUUACAAGAGCUGUUGAGUUUUUUAAUUUAUUUUUUACUGUAGAGUUGAUCAAUAAUAUUGUAAGUCAUACAAAUAGUUAUGCUUAUGAGCAUAUUGAAACCCACCAGUCCUAUGCAAAAAGGGACGGAAGCUGGCUAGAGUGCACUGCAGAUGAGAUCAGACGGUUAAUAGCCAUCCUCAUCUACUUUGGGCUUGUAAGAGUCAGUGAUGUCGUAGAUAAUUACUGGAGUAGAAAAUCUCUUUAUCACGGCUUGUGGGGAAAAUGUUUUAUGCCUUUGAUACGCUUCAAAGGCCUAAUGGCGAUGCUUCAUGUUGUUGACCCGGCUUGUGAAACAGAAGGUGAUAAGUAUACUGUUGAAAGAUUUUAUACUGUUGAAAGAUUCCAUACUGUUGAAAGAUUGUAGACUUUAUUGAAACAUUGUAAACAUUGUAAUUUUCACCUUUUUCAGAGUUUGUUAGGUUUCAUUCACAUAAGUGAAAGCCUUCUGGUGGGUCAAUUGAUCUACGUAAGAGCAAAUGUACAUUGUAGUAAGGAUUGUAUUAUGCUUGGGCAUGACAGAAAAUGUGUAACUGUGUGACAGAGGGUUGGAGUAAAGAUAUUUUUCACUUUCCAAGGUAAAGGAAGGCUCACUUCACCAACAAUUUCAUAGCCAACCCUGCUGAACUCCUACUGCAAAAAGUGACAUGUUAGGUACAUUUUUCAUGCAAAUUUAACACUUUGAUGGAUUCACAAUAAAUAUUCAUAACUUAUUUAUUAUUGGCUAAAUUUGCACCAAAUUUGGAGGAUUUACAGCUGAAAGGUGUGGGAAAAAGUUCUUCUCUAACAUUUUGUCAUACAUAACUCUGUCAGCCCUCCGACUGAAAUAUGAAAAAUAAAUUUGCAUAAAUUAUGCUAAUUUGAUUCGUGUCAUAUAGUCAUUAGGAGGUUGUGAGCUCCAUUGGAGGCAAACUUUUUUUUGUCUUGAAGCCCUAUGUAAAGACAUCAUUCUGACCAAUUUUUACAGUCCUAGGUCACAUUGUUUGUAAGUUAUUAGUAAAUUAGUAAAGUAGCAUGACAAUGGCUGAAAUUUGAUAUAUGGGAAAGUGUUAAGUCGUCUUAUUCACGCAGAUGAGAGUGCGCAGAUGAGAUAAAAGUCUAUCCGACCAACUGGCCCGCGCCAACUCGCCCGCGCCAACUCGCCCAUGCAUAAAAUCUCACCAGUGAGCUUAUGACAGAAUUAGUCUCGUUUAUUUAGGUUUGAUGUUUUGUGGAAUUAGAAUAAAAUAAUUGAAGUUUCGACAACGUUUCGUAACUUUAUGCCGUUACAAUACAAACCUAAGCGUUCGACAACCGGCAUACCGUCACAUACGAACACUUAGAUGCUAUGGGCGCCUCCCAACACCUUUCUGACACUUAUUACACUACGCUUUUAUUUUGUUUAUAUGUAACAGUUUCUCGUUGUUGUGUAUGUUGUGUUAUAUUUUAAGCCAAAGAAUCAAAGCGAUUGUUCGGGGAUUUGAUCUCAGCAUCUAAAUAUUCGUAUGUAACGGUGUGCCGGUCCCCAAACACUUCGGUUUGUAAACGACUGAAUAUAUGAAAAUCAUAUGUUUGAACUCUGGAUUAAUAAAUGGAUACGUGAAGGAUCCUCGCAGUAAUAAACACUAGGUGAAAGGAAAUAGAAAAGUAAUUUUAAGCGUGGGCGAAUUGGUCCGUGGGCGACUUGUCUGUAAUUCGAUAAAAGAGUGAGAUAUUUACGUCGCUUGUGAAGAUGUUUGCUUGAUACAGUGCUUUUCAAUCGGGUGUUGUAAAACCAAAACCAAAGCAAUCACAGCAGCCAGUCAUAGCGAGGAAAAUAUCACUAGCAGCCAAUGAGGACUCUGAGUAAAAAUAAACAAACCGCCUGGAACGCGGGAAA